UGUUUGGGUCUUGGUCGGAGCUUUGUUAUUUAGGUAAAAUAAAAACAUUGCUUUGAUAUCAUGCAAGUUCAAAGUAAUUUAGUAAUAAUACAUGGUCAUAUACACGUCGUCGGCUCCGGAUUUCUUACCAUUGCUGCACGGACGCCGGAGAAGCAAGUUGACCAUGGCCAGCCCCGCAAAAGCGCGCAAAGUGGAGGAUUCUGCCGUAGAAGGCUAUCUUCAUAGCGUGUCUCCAGCAAAAAGCUCUAAAAAAAACAGCAAGUAUUUUACUGCUGUGAUACAGAGCGGAAGACACGAAUUUCAUAAAGUUGUUAGUUUUUCGUUGGAGAAAUUAACCGCGUUUUCGCAAGCCUCUAAGAACGGGACGGCAGUGAAGCUGAAGAAUGUUCGCCGCAGCCUCAGUUUCUCCGAUCCAGACGGAUUCGACGUGAUCUGUUCUAAAACAACAAGCCUUGAGGUAGUGACCGUACCGUUCUCCCGGAUAGCACCUUCGGGCAGCAGGAGGAUGGAUGUAGCGGCCGUCAAAGCGCUAGGACCGAGACAAAAUGUAGGCGAGCUGGAAGCUAAGGUCCUGUCCCGUGCUGCACUUAGUAAAAUCGUCUUGGUUAACCGGGAGGAAUGUGAGCUGAAGGAGAUAUGGGUCGCUGACACUACGGGGGAAAUCAAGCUUACCUUGUGGGAUAGCCUAAUAUCCCAGGUCGACGUCUCCAAAUCCUACUGCUUUUCCAACCUGGCAACGAGAGAGAUGCAAGGGGUUAUUCGUUUAACCACAACUCCAUCUACUCGAGUCGUGGAGAUAACCCAACUGGACGUACCUGAUGAGGGCAGGGAUGAUCCCGAUGACGGCGCUGCUUCUACGACUUUGCGCGGUGUGGUCUCCGGGGUUCAAAUCCGAGCCAGACAUCGUUGUCCGAGGUGCCACGGUCUUCAAAAUCAAAUUUCUGCCAACUCCAUUACUCACAGGUGUGAUGCCUGCAACCUGCUGCAGCGGUCAUCGGUCUACGGCUUAACAUACGGAGGAACGAUAGUUCUCACCGCUGACCAGCAGGAACAUUCGCUGACGGUGACCGAUUCCUGCAUCAACGCUUACCUGGCCAGAUACCGCGUCGCCUAUUCAGAAAACGACGUGGAAACCAUUGAGGAGCAUUUCCUUAAUUUGCCAGAGGUAGAAAUCUGCGUUAAUAACGAUUCCUUAAUUACCUCGUUAAUUCAGCCCUUUCACAAAAUCGUGUGGACCAAUCCUUGGUCGCUGCUAACGACGGCAACACAGUGA
Carassius auratus (goldfish) is the source of this 1273-nucleotide messenger RNA. RefSeq lists its product as uncharacterized. The transcript is spliced from 3 exons. Bases 92 to 1273 code for a protein of 393 amino acids. The record is from RefSeq and is a predicted model, not a curated record. Lineage: Eukaryota; Metazoa; Chordata; Actinopteri; Cypriniformes; Cyprinidae.